GAGAAACCACCGAGAGUUGAAAGUCGUCGGGCUUUAGGUAGAUGGCUGUGCGAAAUGCAUAAUUUGGUUAAUGAACAAUUGGGUAAAGAGAUCUUUGACUGCGAUAAAACUGAUGAAAGAUGGAAGGAUGGGCCAAAGGAUGGGAGAUGCGAUUGA
Molecule: messenger RNA, 156 nt
Organism: Acaulospora colombiana
Lineage: Eukaryota; Fungi; Glomeromycota; Glomeromycetes; Diversisporales; Acaulosporaceae
Source: the annotation of a GenBank genome assembly